Pimephales promelas (fathead minnow) is the source of this 2164-nucleotide messenger RNA. RefSeq lists its product as uncharacterized. The record is from RefSeq and is a predicted model, not a curated record. NCBI's taxonomy places the organism in Eukaryota, Metazoa, Chordata, Actinopteri, Cypriniformes, Leuciscidae.
UGCGCAUGCGCGUCAUCUCCGUCGCUCCAGUGAGUUUGAGCUGCAGCGCGUUUCAUUCCAGACGCGCGUGUUGGACAUGAGCGCACAUCCUUACAUCUAAAGAACGCGAUUUAAACUAGUUUCAGAAGCUAUCUUCGGGUUUUCUUCACACAGACAGUCUUCGGGUGAUUGCGUGAUUAUGGGCUGUUCGUCUUCCAGCACCCAGACGCUCGCGCAGGAGGACCGCCCGGGCGUCAAAGCGGAGGACGCGCGCGGGGAAACUCUGCUCAAUGGUAAUGGGAUUGUAGCAGAAGUCAGUGAGACCAUCUCAGACCAGAUGCAGUUGCCGGUUCAGAGCAGUGUUCUGGACCAGAUGGUUCCGGGACCGGCGGAUACGGAGAACCAGGACUGGAAACCCGAGCAGACAGCGGUCAGCGGCAGUGAUGCUGCUCUGGAGGCCAUAGAACCAGCAGACGUUCUUGCUGCUACAGAACUCAUCAUCACUACAGCUGCAGAAACAGUCCUAGCUCUGGAACCAACAUCAGAUCUCACACCAGUUCAGCUCAUUCCCACUCCAGAACCCAAGCCAGCUGAGCUGACGUCAGCUCCAGAAUUACCAUCAGAUGUCCCAGUGGAACCAAGCCCUGCUCUAGAACCAACUCCAGCUCCAGAACCCACUCCAGCUCUCGAACCCACUCCAGUGGAACCAAGCUCUGCUCUAGAACCAACUCCAGCUCCUAAACCCACUCCAGUGGAACCAAGCUCUGCUCUAGAACCAACUCCAGCUCCAGAACCCACUCCAGCUCUCGAACCCACUCCAGUGGAACCAAGCUCAGCUCUAGAACCAACUCCAGCUCUAGAACCCACUCCAGUGGAACCAAUCCAAGCUCUAGAACCAACCCUAGCUCCAGAACUCACUCCAGUGGAACCAAACCCUGCUCUAGAACCAACUCCAGCUCAAAAACCUGCUCUAGAACCAGCUCCAGAACCCACUCCAGUGGAACCAAGCCCUGCUCCAGAACAAACUCCAGCUCCAGAACCCACUUCAGUGGAACCAAGCCCUGCGCUACAACCAACUCCAGAUCCAGAACCCACUCUGGUGGAACCAAGCCCUGCAUUAGAACCAACUCUAGCUCCAGAACCCGCUCCUGCUCUAGAACCAGCUCCAGAACCCACUCCAGUGGAACCAAGCCCUGCGCUACAACCAACUCCAGCUCUAGAACAAACUCUGGUGGAACCAAGCCCUGCGCUACAACCAACUCCUGCUCUAGAACCAACUCUGGUGGAACCAAGCCCAACUCUAGAACCAACUCCAGCUCCUGAACCAACUCUAGUGGAACCAAGCCCAGCUCUAGAACCAAUUCCAGUGAAACCAACUCCAGCUCCUGAACCGACUCCAGUGGAACCGAGUGCAGCGCCUGUGAUGGAGGCAGUAGCUGCAGAGGGGGCCGGAGAGGAUGCCGGAUCUGCUGAAACCCACAGAAACUGAAGACUGGUGUUGGAGCGCUCACUCAGACGUGCCUUCUGUUCUCUGCGAGUGUGUGUGAUUCACACACAUGUAUGAGUCUUUCUAUAGCUUUAGUGUUGUUGUUAAUGGCCAGGAAAAUGCCUUACCUCGUCAAACACGAGCGAUAAACCUAAACUCCUCCGAGGAACACGAGCCGUGUGUGUGUGUGUGUGUGUGUGAUGCUCAGAAGGGUUCUGUCUCCUAUAUGUGUGUAGUGCCGUCUCUGCUCAGUUUGACUCGUGUGUGAAUCGGAGAAGUGUAUUAAUCAGUGAUGUCGGGUUACUGUAAUCUGUAGUUUGUGGUGAUUGAUGGUUAUAAACUCUAACGAAGCUCGUGAUCGGAUCCGCUUUAACUCUCAGACCUCCGGAAGGACAGCUGUGUGUGUGUCUGUGUGCGUGUGUGUGUGUGUCUGUGUAUGAGCGUGUGUGUGCCUUCAGCUGCUCAUUAUAAAGCUUUAUUAAACUGUGACAGGAUCUGUGUCCUGUGUGUCUCUUUACAUUUAUACAUGCACAGAAUAAAUACUGUUACUAAUAAAAUAAUUAUAUAUUGAUUUGUCUUUCAUAAACAUGUUCUGGAUUUUAAUUACAGGAGAAUAUUGCAGUUGAUCUUGCAGUAAAAUAAAUGAGAGCCUGAAAUGAAAUCUCUCUCUCUCUCACACACACACACACACACACACAC